GCGUGCACGAGGAUGAAGAGAGGAAUAACUCACCAUUACGCACACACAUACACAUACAUUCACACAGGGAGAACUCGCGGAAAAAAAGAAAAAGCGCAGACAUGGAUGACCCACUCACAAAAUGGCUCCACUUCCACACUGACAUCAACAACACGGCGCUGGCGAUUGUCGAGGAAGGGUGCGAGCGGUGACGCGGUGAAAAUGAUGGAAAAACGGCAGCCGGAGGUUUGUCCAGGGAGUCCCGACUCAGUCCACGGUCCUGAAAAGCGGGAAGACCAGUUCUCGAGACAGAAUGGAUGUAAGGAGGAGCACGAGGAGGCGAGGGGGGAGCAUGAGGGGGGCGAGGAGGAGGAGAGGGGUAAAGGAGGAGGGGGCAUGAAGGCACUGGAAGAGACGGAUGACGUUCCUCUGCAGAAGUCGAGCAACGGGACCAGCAUCAGCAUCAUCAUUAACGGCGUUACCAAGGAAACUGCCUCUCACAACGCCCUUGACCUGAAAAGGGAAGUGCCGGUGAUCGAGCUCUCCAGGAGGGACGCUAUAAAAGCGCUUGAACACAGGACUGACAAUCAUUUGGUGCCGAUAACAGAACUUCGUAGACCUCCGCCGCUGCCACUUCCGCCGCCACAACGAGACGACGCUCGAAUGGUCCAGCUGAGCCCAAACGCGUUCCCGGUCCCGGCGCGGGCGAUGCUCUACAACCUGGCACAGCCUCUCGCCGCCAUCAACAGUCUUGGAGGAGACUCGGAGCAGUACAGCAUGUACCCCAGCAACAGGGUAAAGCGCCGCCCGGCGCCUUAUGAGGUUGAACUCGACGAGGCGGGCCAGCCCAAAAUUGUCCGUCGCAUAUUCACAAACAGCCGAGAGCGCUGGCGGCAACAGAACGUCAACGGGGCAUUUGCCGAGCUCCGAAAGCUCAUCCCCACGCAUCCUCCAGACAAGAAACUGAGCAAGAAUGAGAUCUUAAGGUUAGCUAUGAAAUAUAUUAGCUUCCUAUCCAACCUGCUGGAAGAUCAGGACGGCGGCAGGAAUCUUGGAGGCACUACGGAUGGGGACACUGGGCUUCUAGUCGGGGUGGGGGCUCAUGACAGGACACCACAGGGAGGGCCACGGCAGGACACAGUGGUGAGUUUGGCCCGGGACGAUAUUCUAGAAACAAUGUCGCCCAGUUCUAGUUGUGGAAGUCUGCCCGAUGGGGACGGAGAGGGCAGUCCGGAGAGCUUUGUGGAGGAUCAGGAUUCGCCUCCAGUUCCAAGGACGAUAUCAGCUCAACGCUCCAUCCAUCUGCCAUCUAGAGAUUUGAGACGCAAUGGACGCGCCUUGGAUGGGGCCAACCGGCGAUGAUCCGAUGUUUCAACCAGUCUCCGAAACUCAACCCGAUCUAGCAAGGAUGAUAAAAGGUUGAAAUUGCCCAGGACCUUUAAAGACAUUUUGCCAUCAGUGGAUUUUGAACACAUUUUCAAGCAGUGAUACAGUUUGCAUGGCACUGCAUUUGUGAGUGUAUUGGUUCUAUUGAAGGACUUGUACAUUCUGCAUGUUUUUUGACCAGUUGAUGAUUAUUAUAUUUGCUGCCCAAAGACACAGUAUUCAAAAUAUAUAUAUGAAUAAUACAAAACCAAAAAAGGAACAAUUUUGGCGAACAAUGUGCAGAUUUGACAUGGGGGUUACAAUGUAGUCCAAUUCCAAAAUGCUGUACAUGUUUCAGAAGAUUGAAGAAGUGAUCAUAAUCCCAGUUGCGUAUUGUAAAUAGCACAAACGUACUAACAGUGACUGGUGUGGUAACAGCGUAGUGUUUGUCAAUGGAUUUGAUAGAUUGAUGGCAUGAAAAUGUAAGGUCUAAUUUUUGUAACAUACUUGGUACCAUUUUGGUGAUGAUGAACCAACUGAAAGAUAUGAAUUUGCUGUGCAGGUACCUGACAUGCAGUGUGUCUUUGGGUCACACAAGAUCAUAAAAUGGCUCAUGAGGUCCUUUUGAUAUGAAUGUUUGCGUAUUUUUAAAGCUGUAACACGGUUUUAGUGGUGUAGUAUGGUACACAGGAAUAUCCCUUAAUUGCAGUAGCUCUCACAUGCACAGUGUUAAUAUCAGUAACACCAGCAUCUCUCUGCUAAGGACAGUCAUAGUGCUUGCUGUGUUUGGUUCUGCUUCUUUCUCAGCAGGACAUUGUAGCUUAUAUUGGUACCUUUGGUAAUUAUGGUAUUUUGUUAACUGCAGUAAAGGGAAAUUGUACGUUUGGUAAAGACAUAUUUGUUGUAUAGAUGUAUCUAUAAAUAUAUCCAAUGUCACACUGAGGAAUUUUAUAUGAAAAAUCCUAAAUAAAACAAAGUGAGAAAAUUGUU
This is a messenger RNA of Boleophthalmus pectinirostris (great blue-spotted mudskipper), 2334 nucleotides long. RefSeq names its product T-cell acute lymphocytic leukemia 1 (gene tal1). Gene Ontology annotation, molecular function: DNA-binding transcription factor activity, RNA polymerase II-specific; RNA polymerase II cis-regulatory region sequence-specific DNA binding; protein dimerization activity. The coding region runs from base 13 to 1341 and encodes 442 amino acids. Gene Ontology annotation, biological process: regulation of transcription by RNA polymerase II. The record is from RefSeq and is a predicted model, not a curated record. NCBI's taxonomy places the organism in Eukaryota, Metazoa, Chordata, Actinopteri, Gobiiformes, Gobiidae. The transcript is spliced from 4 exons.